Messenger RNA from Gekko japonicus, 626 nucleotides. Its product is annotated as rap guanine nucleotide exchange factor 3-like. The record is from RefSeq and is a predicted model, not a curated record. Gene Ontology annotation, molecular function: guanyl-nucleotide exchange factor activity. Lineage: Eukaryota; Metazoa; Chordata; Lepidosauria; Squamata; Gekkonidae. The coding region runs from base 11 to 319 and encodes 102 amino acids. Gene Ontology annotation, biological process: small GTPase-mediated signal transduction. The transcript has 4 exons.
CCUUACAGACAUGACCUUCAUUCACGAGGGAAAUCGCACGUUGGUGGAGAACCUUGUCAAUUUCGAGAAGCUGCGCAUGAUGGCCAAGGCUGUUCGUCUCGUGCAUCGCUGCCGGAGCCACCCCCACCUUCCCCUGUCCCCCUUGCGGAGUCGUCCUCAGCACCUCCUGGAAGAAGCUCGGGCCAUGCGCGCCUCUACUUGCUCAGAGCAGUCCCUCAGCACCCGGAGCCCUGCUGCUACCUGGGCCUACAUCCAGCACUUGCGGGUGAUAGACAACCAGAAGAAACUUCUACAGCUCUCACGAGACCUCGAAUCCUGAUGUUGCAAGAGCCCCAGACUAGGACACGAGAUGGACAUAUCGCCUGACCUAGGGCAAGAACCAAGAGAGGGAAGGACACCUUCUCAUGGGGGUUAACCCCACUUUCAAGACUAGGCCAUGGGCGACUCUGAGCAGGCGGGAAGAGAUUUCCCCAUUCUCUCUCUGGCACCUAUGAACUCAAUCCUGGAGCCAGGACAGUUGGUAUGUGCUGCAGCCAGGGCAGGAGGAAGGAUACGCCUGCUUCAGUGAUUCUUUUUGUGAACUACAUCGUUUCUGGGUUGUAAAGGACUGCUUCGUGGGACUCAUU